UGAUUGCAGGGCAGGUGUUCCUGUGUGUGCAACUGAGCGUCCAUGCUCAAUUUAUGUUCUUUAUUUUUUUUUGCUUUAAUCUGACCAGAUUUUAGUAGUUUAUAUUGAGAUAAGUUCUUUUUAUCAAUGAAGAAUUUGCUACUGCAUUCUUAAAUGCUUUAUGUGAUUGGCAGUUUGUACUGUUGAUCUGAAAUGAGCCAGUCUACCGGUCCAGGGGGACCUCACCCCCUCACCCCCGCCACCUCUGACACCACCCCGUCCCCCCCUCAGUCGUGGGUACAGUUCGAUAACGACGAGCGGCCUCAGCAGGAGCUCCCCACAGCCCCCAGUUCCCCCAGUGGGGUAGCAGCCCUCCCCCCGCCCCCCACCAAAGCGGCCGCCACCGCCACCGCUGCUGCCGCCGUCAUCGACGCGCACGCCGUGCAGGUGUCGCUGGGGACAGGACGGGCGGCCUCCAGGACCGUGUCCGAGCCUCACGCCAGCAACGGCAGCGCGCAGCCCAUAUCAAGUGCGCUGAGAAGUCCCUCGUCAGCAGUGGGCACCCUGCACACUGUCCAACUGUCCGAGGCCCCCAUCACCCCACCUACACCCAUCACCUCCCCCAUCAGACAAGGCUUUGCUAACGGUGACGUGAUCGUGACGCUGCUGCCGCAGAACACGCACAUGGCGUGGAUCACUCCCGCCACCUUCAGGCCGGAGCUCGUGCCUGAGGAGCUCAUGGCACAAGGGCUCACGCUGACGGUGGAGGACUACGUGCACGUGAUGACACAACUCGUGAACGACGAGCGCUUCAAGCUGUUCAACAUCUGCUACAAGAGGAUCGUCAUCGCCUGGAUCAUCCUGGGCUUCUUCAUCCUGCUCUGCAUCUUGUUCUUCUCGGGGGGCAAGCAGCUCGAGCUCUUCGGUGCUGGCAUCGCCUGGCUCCUUCUUAACGCCGCCGCCAUAUUCCUAUGCAUGUGGAUCAAGAUCAGGCUGAACCGUGGACUAGAGCGCUGCAUGGCCGGCAUUAACCUGCAGCUCAUGAAGCACAAGAUCUUGCUCGGUCUGGACGACCGCGGUAAGCUCAGCUGCCAUAAAGUCAACCUCUGCUUCAUCUACUUCGACACCACCGACUGUCUCACGAAACUACAGCAGCUGAUCGACGACGACACGCGCAGCUCAGCUGCAGCUGCUGCAUCAGGCGCAGCAGGCGAGCGGCCGUCCCUGCAGAGUCGCCUGGACAUCGAUGACCCCGACAUCAUCAUCUCAGGCGCCACCAUCACCCGCAUCUCCCGUGACCAGGACCGCUCGCUGCUGCUGCUCGCUCGGUACAGUCAGCGCUGGGCCAAGAACUACCUCAGGAAGAGGCUUGACUGGGCCUUCGAUGCCCUCGCCCGGGUAGAGGGUCUGGCGCCCCCAACGCCCCCCCGUCACCUCAGCACUGCACGCUGCCUCUGCCAGUACAUCGAGAGCCACCUCGGCCUCAAAGACUUGCUCAAACAAAAGGAACUUGCCUCGAAAAAUUCCGGGUGCUGUGGCACCAUCCGCAGCUUCUUCAGGGAGGUCGAAGCCCUCUGAAAACAUUGUAAAGCAGAACGUAUGCUGAACAUAAAUAUUCCAUUUAAAGGUGAAACUUGCCAUUGCAUUCCAAAACAAAUAAAAAGAAAGGUUUAUAUUGAGGAUUGUCUUGAUUUGUUUCAAUGUAUUACCGAGGCGAACUAUACAGUCCAACAAAGUCAGACUUUGUCUGACUUAUCGCCUGAUGUCAAUUUAUUACUGUAAAACCAUUCAAUAUUAUUACAUAUAACUAAAUAAUAAUUAUUAAAACCGGUACAAUAAUUUAGGAAGACCAUUCAUAGACAAAUUAAUGUAUUGUGUGCUGGAAGUUAAGUCUUGAUCUUCUAUUUAGUGAAGCUGCAAAUCUAACAAACGAAGUAUGUGAAUGUGUUUGGCAUGGCUUACCUAGCGUAUUACACAGGGCCAAGCCUGUACCUGUGCCUUAGCUCGACGGAUCUGAUCUUGAUCUGAUAUAACAUGAGAAAGAUCUGAUAUGGCGAUCAAUGCUCGGUCAAAUUAGAUAGAUUUGAAUUUGUUCUAACCGAUUAUUAAAAAAACACAUCGGCUCUGCGAUGCAAGUCCAGCAUAUCGGUGGUGGAGAGCCCAGAUCAUGUCGAUGUAUCCAGAUAUAUUGUGCGUUGUUAAAAAGCCUUGUUAAUAGGCUCGUCAUUUACCAGGCUACCCCGACCUCUUCUUGAUAAUCAGCGAGCGUCAAUUUUAUGCGUAAUGAUUUAAAGGUAAUGGAGGUCGUGAAUAGCUUUAUCUUUUUGUUUUGCUAGCUAAAAAUUGCUUCAAUUGUUUAAAUGAAAUAUGGAAGUAUGUAAUGGAUGCUUUUAUGUAAAUUAUUCUGCUAUAUGUAGAGUAAGUAAUUAUUUUAAAUAGUCACACUUCAGCUUUACUUGCCAGAAUAUCUGACCAUGCAAAUGUAAACAAACCAUUAAGUUGUAUUAUCAGUAUGGCCAACAAUAAGCAUGUUUUUAAAAUACAAAUAAAAUAAAAUAACUUUCACAAGAUUAGGGUUACAAAGUCUAAUUAAUUAGGAACAAAUCAAUAUCUUGAACAAAUUGCUGCUGUUCACACGCUGUAUAAAUAGAGGCAACACAAUUUAAGACAAUGUAAACAAUUGAUCAUGUGUACAUCUUUCAUUGAUAAACUGAAUGGCUAAAUUAGAACAAAAAUUUACUGCACUUUCCGGAGACAAUAUUUUGCACGGAAUGCCAAUUAACGAUAACCAUGCUGUUAGGGUAAGGAGGAAUAAAUAUGUAGCAGUGAUUGUCAACAAUAAACAUGCUGUUAGAAUAAGAAGGAAUAAAUAUGUAGCAGUGAUUGUCAACAAUAAACAUGCUGUUGAAAAACGAUGGAAUGUAUAUGCGUUUGCAAUUUGCAUAAAACACGAUGUUGAGAACAUGAGCAAUAAACAAGCGUGAGUUCUACGCGAAUCUUAGUUUUACAUGUAAUGUAGUCCGUCCAUUCAUAUGCCUUAUAAAUUAAGUAUUAGCGUUAGUGAAUAAGUCUAGGUUACGUGUUAUAAGUUACGGCCGCUCGUCUGAAAAGCAAUCGUCAAUCUUAGUCUAAUAUUUUAUUGUAGAGAAGUUUCUGUAUUAUAAAAUAUUGUCUACUUAUACUUGGGUUGAAUUUGAAUAAGUCUAAGAGACUUAGAUUCCGAAGGAGUCGUCACAUGCACGUUUAUUUAAGAGAUAAGGAUGAAGUGAACUUGUUAAAUGCAAGCUGCCUUAAACUAAACCUAUGUGAGUAAUCAUGUAAAGAGUUCGCUGGACAGAAUUUGCUGCACCAAGGAUAUUUACGAAUGGGAUUUGCGAAUUGUCGGGUGCCAAGUUGUUCGUUAAAUGAAGUGUAAGAGGAUAUUGUUAACUGAACGAGACAGAAAAAGCUAGGUUUUAGAGCUUA
Hyalella azteca is the source of this 3444-nucleotide messenger RNA. RefSeq names its product transmembrane protein 268. NCBI's taxonomy places the organism in Eukaryota, Metazoa, Arthropoda, Malacostraca, Amphipoda, Hyalellidae. The record is from RefSeq and is a predicted model, not a curated record. The coding region runs from base 193 to 1557 and encodes 454 amino acids. The transcript is spliced from 11 exons.